AUGAACCCUCGAACAUGGCGUAAUCGAGAACAGGACUCGGUACGCUCCGACGAAGUUUUGGAGACGAGCUUCAAUUUUGUUGUGACGAUGUUACCUCGCUCUGAUGAUGUCCGUCAAAUGACGGACGAAAGCUUAGCACCAUUUCACCGGAAUCGAAGGAGAUUACUUCGGAAACAGCGUCAUCACGAAUGUUCCCGUAAAGCCAAUCGACAGCUGGUCAAGAGAAAUCCGCCGUCGUCUUCUGGUGGAACCGACCUUCGAAUCUUUCUUCACGCGACACUUCCACUCAAAAUGGAAGUAAACUCAACAAUUUUAAAACAUUUGCCGAGAAUUGUAUUAACUCGUUUGCUUGAAUUUGGUUGUAACGAUGAUAACUUGCUCUAA
Molecule: messenger RNA, 384 nt
Organism: Protopolystoma xenopodis
Lineage: Eukaryota; Metazoa; Platyhelminthes; Monogenea; Polystomatidea; Polystomatidae
Source: the annotation of a GenBank genome assembly